AUGAGCUACCCCAACACACGCGGUCCAUUCGGCUGGACUACCGCCACGGACUCUUCAUCGUCGGAAGAUAAGCGUCGUAAUCGGUUUAACCGACUAGCUCUCGCGAGUGAACCCUCAAAUAGUCAUGCUGAAGCUCUGCCAUGCGGUCGAGUGGAGGCUUUCUAUAUGCAACCUCCCUCACGCAGCUGGCCGGUGAGCCCUCCUCGGUGCGCGGCUGAGAUGCCACGCGUCAACCCCAACUAUGAAGACCAUCGUGAUGUGUCUCCCCUAGGCUCACCGAUUGUCACUCACAUGCAAUACCGCCAGCAUCAAUCGUCUGGACACGGUGUAGGUAAGAAUGAUCUUCCGUUCCGCGCUGGUGUAACUGACGCGACGAGUCGCGCCAUCAGCGCACCAACGACGCCCAGAAGGACGUACACCCGACCCGAUGAGCUCCAGUUUCCAGAGUCGCCAGCUUCCGAGGUUCCCGGCUCCCAUGAGCGCCACGUUGUGGACCUUCUCAAUCGAGGCGCAAACGUUGUGCGUGCAGCAGUGGCAUUCGAACAGCCUGUGCUGCGUCGGCAGAAUGCUCUGCGUAAGCCCUCAGUGUCGGUGCAGAGUCCGCGCUUGCGAUUCGCUCAAGAGGUCAAUACCAAAGAGGCUCGUCUCGGCCUUGUGAGAACUGGGCAACAGUAA
Molecule: messenger RNA, 675 nt
Organism: Paraphaeosphaeria sporulosa
Lineage: Eukaryota; Fungi; Ascomycota; Dothideomycetes; Pleosporales; Didymosphaeriaceae
Exons: 1
Coding region: 1-675 (224 amino acids)
Source: RefSeq, a predicted model, not a curated record